AGCACUGGUGAAAAACAGAGUGCAGGGAGUCAGAGGGAGAAGGAAAUGCUAACCAUGGCAUGUUUGGAAGAGCUGAAGGGCUGAAUCCUGAUCUCUGUUGCCUUUUCUGGGUGCAGGAUCCAGCACAUGGAAAAUGCAUUAACAAGCUAGAGAUGGAAGGUCCAGACCUGUGUAAAACUUGCUUUGCCCAUAUUGAAAGGAGUUGACAGUACAUGGCUGAGGUGGACCUUCACCAAAACUCUGGAGAUUCAAAUCUUAAACUGGGAGAAAUGUCUUGGAAGUCAUGACUGAAACUGAGAAUAAUGCUCUGUUGUCAGGGCUGGAGCAAGUAGACUGUUUCCUUGCAAGAUUUUUUAGCCUCUGCAAACACUCUUCCUCUGGCUAAAUAGGUUUUUAACCAAGGUCCUCUCUCAGGCCUCCUUCUCCUGCUUCCCCUGUUUAUUUACUGGGCCAGCUCUUCCCUCUUAGCUUUGUGGGUUGACUCUAGACCUGUGCAUUAGUGCUCGUGUCUGGUUUAAUGCACCCAGCUGUCUCUGUCAUGGCAUCUCCAGCCUCCACUUCUGUUCCAGCCUGUGCCCACUGCAUCCUGCUCUGAUUCCUGCCUGCCUCUUAGAUCGCUCUGUGGCCCUCCUUGAUGAAUAAAAUACCAACUCCAGUGGUGAGAAUUGCCAAAAUUAUAAGCCCUGGGAUCUUUGCACCUGGGGCAGUGGAGGGUGCUUCAUCCCUUCCUUUUGCCUCCAAACUGCCCAAGCUGAGGAGUGAUGGGGAGGGUGCAGAGCAGCUGGGUUAGCUGCCCUUCCUUACAACUGGGUUUGGAGGAGAGACAUUUCCUACUCACCAGACAAAGCCAGAUAAGCCCACAAAGCCAUCAUGGCACUGGGAGCGGUGCCUGUGACAGUUGGGGCCCACUUGCACUGCUGGAGGUGUCACCUCUGCUGCUUUGCCACUGAUGUCACAGACACCUGCGUUCCAAACACUCCAUCCUCCGCUGCCCCGGCUUUCUCCCUGCUGUCCCCCAUCGGGCUGCCCCCUCCCCCAGGCAGUGUUUGUUCAUGAACAGGUGUGUGUGUGUGUCUUUCUUUCUGCUCUCUACCAGUCCUGUAAAAUCCAUCUGGAAGAGGGCAGUCAAAUGCCCAUUUUUCUGGAGGAAAAUCCUGGACAGGAAAUUCUGCCUUUGGGCUGCUGCUGGUGAUGUGUGAGCAGAUCAAAAUUCUGUCUCUUGCCCAGAUCUGUGUAUGCUUGGCUGAUCCAUUAGGACUGGAUCCACAAUCACUAAAUGGGGCUCCAGACCACGGCAGAAAACACUAGGAAGAAAGGUAUUGGAGCGAAAAUUGUUUGAGGAAUUGAUACUUUUCUAACACAAAAUUGGUCAGGAGGCAUUUUUGGUCUGGAAGUGUAGCAGGAAGAACAUCCAGACACCUGUGAGAAGGCAGUGAGCUGUCAGGCAGCUCUCUGGACAUGUGGUUGACCUGUAUGUGCUGCCCAAGCUGGCCCUGAUUAUUGGACCUGAACAGUGGUGUCUCAGUGUUCAUGGCAAGACAGACAGUGACCCUGACUCGUGUUUCUGGGCAUCAUUUUCCUAUGGUCUAGGUUACUUUCAGCUCCUAAAUACUUAUCCUCCUGUAAUCUCACCCUACAGCACUGUUACCAUGACAGGUAUUUGGUAUGUCUGUUUUCCUUCCUCUGAUCAGGACCUGCAGUCCCCAGCUUGGCUUUAACCUUUUGGAUAAGUGAAGAGAAGCAGGUUUUUGACCAAAAGCAGCCUAACACUGAGCCAGUAGAAAGACUGCUCACGAGCAGGUGACAGGAUCAUGGGAGACACGCAGAAGGGCAGCAUUCAUCAGGAACUUCAUCAGGAAGGUUCAGUGAAAGCUGAACUCCAUCUGUUCCCCUCCAGGGAGCUCACAGGAGAUUCCCUCCAGGAGGCUGAUCAAAGACAGGACCACAAGCAGGAGCUGGAAAGAGAAAGUGAGAUGGAGACAUGUUUUCCAAAGAGAUAUGAAAUGGUACCUCCUUAUGAGAUGGAAGUCUGGGGGUGCAAGGACAGUGGUAAAGCCCCUAUAAAGAAGGCUAUCCUUGCUGGGGACAGGCCAGAUCUGCCCAUGUGUGGGAAUGGUGCCAUUUGGAUUCAGCAGGUGGGGGAGAAAACCUACAAGUGUCCCGAGUGUGGGAAGAGCUUUACCCGGAGUUCAUACCUGAGCCAGCACCAGAGGAUCCACCUGGCAGAGAAACCCUUCAGCUGCUCUGAAUGUGGGAAGAGUUUCACCCGCAAUUCGGACCUGAUCAAACACCAGCGAAUCCACACAGGGGAGAAGCCCUACCAGUGCAGCGAGUGCGAGAAGACCUUCAGCCAGAGGUCUAACGUGAUCAGGCACCAGCGCACCCACACAGGAGAGAGACACUACCUGUGCAACGAAUGUGGGAAGAGCUUCAGCCAGAACUCACAUCUCAUCGUCCACCAGCGAAGCCACAAGGGUGAGAAACCCUUUAACUGUCCGCGGUGUGAGAAAAGCUUCAGCGACCGCUCCUCCCUGAUCAUACAUCGGAGGGUCCACACCGGAGAGAAGCCCCACAAGUGCCAGGUGUGUGGGAAGCGUUUCCGGGACAGCUCAGCCAUCAUUCGGCAUCAGAGGAUUCACACGGGAGAGAAACCCUACGAGUGCACAGAUUGUGGGAAGACCUUCCGGCAGAGCUCCUCGCUGGUGACUCACGUGCGAACGCACACGGGCGAGAGGCCCUACAAGUGCCCCGUGUGCGGGAAGGGCUUCAGCCAAAGCUCAGCGCUCACCACUCACCGCCGGAUCCACAGGGAAGAGGCCUUGCCUGUGUGCCAUGGCAGCCUCCUGCCCAGCCCCUUCCAGUGCAUCGAGUGUGGCCGGAGGUGCAGCGACCCCUCCACUCUGGCCAAGCAUCAGAGCCUGCACACUGAGGAGCGGCCCUACAUCUGUGUGGAGUGCGGGGACAGCUUCCGCCGGAGCUCAGCUCUCAAUGUGCACCUGAGGAUCCACCGUGCCGAGAGACCCUACAAGUGUGUCGAGUGUGGGAAAACCUUCUGGCACAGCUCGGCCCUCGGUGCCCACCUGAGGAUCCACAUGGGAACCAAGCCCUACAAGUGUGUCGAGUGUGGGAAAACCUUCUGGAAAAGCUCAACACUUAAAGUGCAUUGGAAAAUACACAUGGCCAAGAAACCUUAUAAAUGUCUGGUGGGUAGAAGAAUCCUCACCUCACGCUCACUUCUGCCAUAAGCCUGGAGUGGUGUUCAGAGCAGGAAUAUAAAGUAGUUUUUGGGGGUAGCUAAAUGCAUGGUGAGAACCAUGGUGGGAAAAGACUGACUGAAGACAUGGUAUAUCUGGUGGUAGGGUUGGGUGCUUAAUCCCAGAGGCACAAAAAACUUCAGGAGAUCUGGAAACAAGGAGUUAGUCCCAAGAGUUGAGUGCUGGGGGUUUAGGAAGGGUCGGAGUCAAGCAAGAGCCUGAGGAACGACCACCAGCUUCAGUGAAAGUGGGGACUGUGAAUAUAUGCUAGAAUAAUAACUGGGAGAACUGGGCUUGUAAAAUACAGCUAAGGCGAAGGUCAAAAUAAAGUCAAAACUUUGGUUUAGUAAGUCUACACAGUGUUUGACAAGGCAUUUCCAGAUCUUUUUGGCGUGAAAUUUUGGAGCUGAACUUCCAUCUGUCUUUUCUUUCUAUUUUCCAAAUAUUUUCUAUUUUCCAAAUCUUACACGGGACAAAGAAUUCUUACCUCAUGAUAGCUAAGUAACACAAAACUGUAAUGGCUGUUCCCAGAAAACCUGGAUGCAGAAGCUCUUCCAGUUGAAAGGCAGUCUGUAGCUUCACCUAGAUUUGUUGUUGCUAAUUUGAAACUCCUUCCAACUUGGGACAUCAACAAAACACGGACAAAAAUGUGGCCUUAUAGUAUUUAACCCUAAAAGAAAAGAUUUAUUCCCAGAUGUUCAAGUCUGAACCGGUACACGGUGAGUUCCCACUGCUGGUCCAGAGACUGAUUGCAAUAGCCUUGUUCUUUUUAUGUCACUCCUCUUUAGGUCGCUCUUGUUUCCAGAGUAUUAACAUACACAGUUCGGCAUUUAAGGACUGCCUAUUACCUAAACCUUUUCUAUAUUGCAAUGUUUUAUUGCACAUUGUGCGUUUCCACCCUAAAUAAAACCUUUUUUUUUUUUU
Molecule: messenger RNA, 4178 nt
Organism: Parus major (Great Tit)
Lineage: Eukaryota; Metazoa; Chordata; Aves; Passeriformes; Paridae
Product: zinc finger protein 501-like
Exons: 2
Coding region: 1812-3245 (477 amino acids)
Biological process (GO): regulation of transcription by RNA polymerase II
Cellular component (GO): nucleus
Molecular function (GO): RNA polymerase II cis-regulatory region sequence-specific DNA binding; DNA-binding transcription factor activity, RNA polymerase II-specific
Source: RefSeq, a predicted model, not a curated record